Cyclospora cayetanensis is the source of this 1242-nucleotide messenger RNA. RefSeq lists its product as uncharacterized. Lineage: Eukaryota; Apicomplexa; Conoidasida; Eucoccidiorida; Eimeriidae. The coding region runs from base 1 to 1242 and encodes 413 amino acids. The record is from RefSeq and is a predicted model, not a curated record. The transcript is spliced from 3 exons.
AUGGUGCAUGCCUGCUCUUCUUCUGGGGGCCCCCUUUCCGCAGCCUCUGCGAUUUCCGGGGCCCCUCGGUGUCUGUCCAGGGGCCCUGUAGGCGUCCAUCAACAUGAAAUACGGCCGGCAGACACCCUCAUUUCUAUCGCUGGGGAGUAUAAUGUGCCACUGGCCGAAUUGAUGCGUCUGAAUCGGCUCAGCAGCUCGGAGAUUUGGUUCAGGAAGCAUCUCUGCAUCCCUUGCAGGGACCCUGCCUGCCGCGAGCACUCAGACACUCUCACGACCAAGCAAGAAGUCCAUGAGGGCUCAAAUGUGGAGCCUUCGGACAGAGAGGAGGCUCCCUUCAGAGCUUGUAACGUAAUCACACGCAUGUCUACGGAGAAGCUACAAUCUGAGGCGGACAAUGUAGAAGAGUGCAAAGGAGCCCCUCAAGCCAUUGCGCGGGAGCUUCAGGAUGUGGCAGGGGCGAGGGGUCCCCCUGAGGCCCCCCUGAGUGAUGUCUGUGACGAGCUGCAGCGGAGCGCUAACUUGGCAAUGCUUGUCGAAGGUUUGGUGAGGGAGACUGAGAUUCAUCCGAGACUGGCAAGGCACAGGAUCCUUGCGCGAGAUCUGGAAUAUGACUUGGCUCUGCGCGACUGCCUAGACCUCCGUCGCUGGCAGCGCGAGUUGGACUUGACAGUUCCUGAAGUCCUCUCCUAUUUGGUACUUCACGAUGACGACAUCGACAGGGCGUAUGCAGCGCUCGUUGAUGACGCUAAUUGGCACUCGGAAAUUCACAAGGCCAAAGCACGCCUAUCCCCUCCUCGCUCGUCUUGGAUCUCCCAAAUAAUUCCCCGUUUCUGCGUAAGGGCCUCCACUGCAGCUAACAGCAUAGGCCUGGGGCCCCCAACCGGGGCUGCGCAGGGCCCCGAAGUGUACCAGGGAGCCUGGGGGAACGUAGUCGCUCCUGCGACAGGAUCACCUCAAAGGAUUGGGGAAAACAACAGAGGGGGUCUCCCAGUCACAGUGCCUGCUCAACUGAUUGGACGGCCGGCUACUGCGGCAGGUGUAAGCCUUGUCGAGGGUACUCUGGACCCCUCCAUUCCAGAGUUUUUCUCCACCUCUCUAGAAGGACUCAGGAGGAGGAGGAGGGGAGUCUCCGGCUGCACAGAAGCUGCCACUUUAGGAGCCUCCUUGGGAACCCUUUUGCAAGCGCCUAUUGGGACAGCAGUGGACGAGGUGGCCGACCACGUAGACACGCAAGACCAGUAG